UUGGCGUGCUGGGUUCUCCGAGAGUCGCCGGUGGUUCCGUCGCACCCUCUGUCGCUUUCGGACCUGAACUGACCGCGGGAAUCGGAGAAGGGACACCAGGACACCUCAGAAACCGAAAAUGGUGUUGCAGGACUCAGUGGCCUUGGAAGAUGUGGUUGUGACCUUCACCCAGGGGGAGUGGGCCCUGCUGGAUCCUUCCCAGAAGAAACUCUACAGAGAUGUGAUGCAGGAAGUCAGGUGGAAUCUGGCUUCUACAGGGGAAAAAUGGGAAGACCAGAAUAUUGAAGAUGAGUAUGAAAACUUCGGCCUACAUCAAAGUGCUGUUCAAAUCCCUGAAAGGAGUCACGCUGGAGAGAAACCCUAUGAAUGUAAGGAAUGUGGGAAAGCCUUCCGUUCUUGCCGUGCCAUUCGAAUCCAUGAAAGGAGUCACACUGGAGAGAAACCCUAUGAAUGUAAGGAAUGUGGGAAAGCCUUCCCUAUGUCCAGUUCCUUACGGGUCCACGAAAGGAUUCACACUGGAGAGAAACCCUAUGAAUGUAAGGAAUGUGGGAAAGCCUUUGCCGUGUCCAGUGUCUUACGUGUCCACCAAAGGAUUCACACUGGAGAGAAACCCUAUGAAUGUAAGGAAUGUGGGAAAGCCUUCCCUAUGUCCAGUUCCUUACGGGUCCACGAAAGGAUUCACACUGGAGAGAAACCCUAUGAAUGUAAGGAAUGUGGGAAAGCCUUUAUUUAUUGUGGUUCUUUUAAAAAACAUGAACUAAUUCACACUUGAGUGAAACCCUAUGAAUAUAAGGAAUGUGGGAAAGCCUUUACUACAAGCUUGCGAAAACAUGGAAGACUUCAUAGUGGAGAGAAACCUUAUGAAUGUAACCAACAUGGAAAAGGCUUCCCUUAUCUAAAUUCUUUACAAAGCCAUGAAAGAACACAUAGUGAGGAGAAAUCCUAUGAAUGUAAAGCAUAUGGAAAAACAAACUACUGUAAAGUCUUUUUCUUUUUUUUU
Tupaia belangeri chinensis (Chinese tree shrew) is the source of this 1000-nucleotide messenger RNA. Its product is annotated as zinc finger protein 791-like. The record is from RefSeq and is a predicted model, not a curated record. Lineage: Eukaryota; Metazoa; Chordata; Mammalia; Scandentia; Tupaiidae. Bases 119 to 772 code for a protein of 217 amino acids. The transcript is spliced from 4 exons. Gene Ontology annotation, biological process: regulation of DNA-templated transcription.